Messenger RNA from Octopus sinensis (East Asian common octopus), 2647 nucleotides. RefSeq lists its product as uncharacterized. Lineage: Eukaryota; Metazoa; Mollusca; Cephalopoda; Octopoda; Octopodidae. The transcript is spliced from 2 exons. The record is from RefSeq and is a predicted model, not a curated record. Gene Ontology annotation, biological process: cell surface receptor signaling pathway; G protein-coupled receptor signaling pathway. Gene Ontology annotation, cellular component: membrane. Gene Ontology annotation, molecular function: G protein-coupled receptor activity. The coding region runs from base 437 to 2428 and encodes 663 amino acids.
UGUUCACACAUUCUCUUAUUCUCUUGGCCUUACUCCCUUGAUGAUAUUCUUCCCCUCCUCUUUUCAUUAACAAUCUAACUACAUCUGUAGACAGAACUCUCCUGCGGACUUCUGAACUCUCCUGCCGAUGCCUCAACUAUCUUCGGAUCUAUAUAUAUUCAUACAUGCAUAUAUGUGACGCUAAGUAGCCAAGUCGCGAACAUUUAGCAUUUAAUACUAAUAAAAUCCAAGAAUCUAAAUCUACCGAAAUUAAUUUCAUUGCCCCGCUUCGAAAUGAAAAUAUUGUUAAGGUAAUAAUCAUUGUAUUUUUAGGAAACAUUGCUAAAUUUCAAAAACACAUGUCAGAACUUGUAAAUUUACAGCAGUGAAGCAAAAUAUCAAAGAACUAUUAGGAUUUGAAAGGUUAAUUCAUGCAUCAUUAAUUAUAUCUUUUAAAAUGGAAACAUUGUUUUUAGUUUGCGUUCUUUUGUUCUCAAGUGUUAUAACACAUGCAGGAUACUUCAACAAUUGUAGCCCAGCUUUGUGUUCAGAUGGCGCAUCGGAACGUUGUUCGUGUCAACCAGACUGCUACCUCUACAAUGGAUGCUGUUCUGACAUUAUUCAUAAGACCUCUUCUAUCACAUACUACCCAACUAUGAGUUGCCGAAAAGCUGGUGAUUAUUAUGCUUAUCAGUUUGACCGUUGUCCAGAUAACCAUGAUGUUAUUGAGUAUGUUAACAACUGUGAAAAUCCUGACUCACAGGAUCAACUGCAGAUCAUUCCUGCUUUUGGUAAAACAAGUAAAAGACUCUACAGGAACCUGUAUUGUGCUCUGUGUCAUGGAGAGGAAUUCAUUCUCUGCAAUCUUUUAUAUAACUGCAACAGAAACUCUAAUGUAACCUUUGAAAAUAUAUCAAAUAAUUUCAAGGAUAGAUGUAGGCCAACAGUAGAGCUUCAAUCAUAUUUGAUCAAAUAUUUGCAUCAUUGUACACCAUAUAUUUCGAAUUGUCCUCAAGAUAACAAUAAUAAGGAACAAAUAAUGGCAUGUGAGUCUGAGCCAAUGGCAUUGAUAUAUAUGGAGUCUAGCACAGGUUACUCUGUAAAAGACAUAUAUAAAUUUCUUAAAGUUUACAAAAACAAAGGUUGUGCUAUAUGCAACGGGUUUUCCAGUGAUAUUUGUGAAGUGUAUUAUCUUGAAGUAAGUGGAAAAGAAGGAUAUGUUCCUCUAACAAUACUUUUUGAUUAUGAUACCAAUACUGUAAAAGUAAGAAAUGAAUUAGGCCAAACGGAAAAUAGACAUGUGCAGUCUGCCUCCUGUCCAAAAUACGCUAUCUACGAUUUGAGAGUUAAGAAAUGUCGACAAGUUAUCUACCAUCCUGCACUAAACUGUACGACAACAAAAUUAAAUGAAUCUGAGUAUUACGUCACUAAUGAUGAUCUUCUUUACUUAAAUAAUACCGAACGUUUGCUGAACCAAUCAGAAUUCACUCGUGAUUCUCAAGGUAUAAUAAGUAUCUGUGUAAACAAUGGUACCAAUAAUAUAUCAAAUAUCAAUGGUAUAUCAAAAUAUUCCGUAGCUGAGAUCUAUAUCACAUUAGUGGGACUCGUAAUCUCUCUUCCAGCUCUAGCAAUCACCAUUAUAGUCUAUCUCUGUAUACCUGAUCUCCGUACCUUACCAGGUAAAUUACUCAUUAGUCUUUUGUCAGCACUGUUUGUAGCUGAGCUUCUAUUUCUUAUCUCAUCACAAAUCACUAAAUCUACAGUGUUGUGUAAAUCUUUAGCUGUAGUGAUGCAUUAUUCGUUUCUAGCGACUUUCUUCUGGAUGAAUGUCAUGUCAUUUGAUGCCUGUCACACUUUCUCAGGACUCACACAAAUUCGAAGUAAAGGAAAACAUACCAAGAGAUUUGUAUUAUAUUCCUUGUAUGCUUGGAUCUGUCCACUUGUAAUAGUAACAGUAUCACUGGUAUUUGAGUAUAUUCCUGGAAAUCAUGGACUUUCCCCAGAGUAUGGAAAAGAUAUUUGCUGGAUUAAAAAUGGGAAAACUGUGCUAUGGUUUUUUUUAAUUCCUGUAAUGUUUAUUUUAUGUCUUAAUAUCAUAGCGUUUACCCUCACCGCUAGAGGGCUCUAUUUGGCACGCAAACUCUCUUCGAAAUAUUUAUCAAAACAUAAGAAAUUGGAGUUUAUCAUUUGUGUAAAACUAUUAUUUAUCAUGGGGCUAACAUGGACAUUCGCAUUUCUGUAUACGUUUACAAGAAUUGAAGAAAUUUCUCUAUUAUUUUGUAUUUUAAACUCAUUCGUUGGAUUACUUAUAUGUUUAUCGUUUCUAUCAACAAGUAUUGUUCGACGCAGUAUUUUUCAGAAUCUGCAAAAAAUUACAAAAACAUCCACAAAAGAAUCUGUUGAUGUUAAUUUCGCUCAUAAAACAACAUCAACGAAUAUAAAUCCGUAGGUGUAUCGUCAAGCUAACCAAUGUGGGUUACUCAAUAUCGUCAGUGGAAUGAAGAUGGAAAUAAUGGAUAAUAAAUUAUAUAUUAAAUCUGAAUAAAUGACAUGAUGGCUGUUACUAGAAUACCUUUGACUAUAGAUCUUCGAGACUAUGAAUCAGCUGAGGUUACCAAGUUCAACAAUUAACAACAUUCUGAACUGAAAUUCCUAAAAUGCCUAUUCG